AUGCCUAGUCGUGUGGUAUCAGCUCUGGACUAUCGUUUGGUAGUCUCUCAAUGCUCCAGAGUUCGAACUCUGCCAGCAGCCAUCCCCCGUCCUCCUGUGGGAGGUGUCGGCUGGGACAUCCUCAACUCUGAAGGAACAUACGACACAUGCAAAACAUUUGAGAAACUAACAGUUAAUCCCAGUAACCUGAUCUUUGUUGACACUUUUGAGUUUGAAGGAACCAAACCUCAUACACCUCAAAGAACAAACCUUAUACACUCAAACCUCAUACACCUCAAAGACCAAACCUCAUACACCUCAAAGAACAAACCUCAUACACCUCAAAGACCAAACCUCAUACACUCAAACCUCAUACACCUCAAAGACCAAACCUCAUACACCUCAAAGACCAAACCUCAUACACCUCAAAGAACAAACCUCAUACACCUCAAAGAACAAACCUCAUACACCUCAAAGACCGAACCUCAUACACUCAAACCUCAUACACCUCAAAGACCAAACCUCAUACACUCAAACCUAAUACACCUCAAAGAACAAAUCUCAUACACCUCAAAGACCAAACCUCAAAGACCAAACCUCAUACACCUCAAGGACCAAACCUCAUACACCUCAAAGACCAAACCUCAUACACCUCAAAGACCAAACCUCAUACACUCAAACCUCAUACACCUCAAAGACCAAACCUCAUACACUCAAACCUCAUACACCUCAAAGACCAAACCUCAUACACUCAAACCUAAUACACCUCAAAGAACAAAUCUCAUACACCUCAAAGACCAAACCUCAAAGACCAAACCUCAUACACCUCAAGGACCAAACCUCAUACACCUCAAAGACCAAACCUCAUACACCUCAAAGACCAAACCUCAUACACUCAAACCUCAUACACCUCAUAGACCAAACCUCAUACACUCAAACCUCAUACACCUCAAAGACCAAACCUCAUACACUCAAACCUCAUACACCUCAAAGACCAAACCUCAUACACUCAAACCUAAUACACCUCAAAGAACAAAUCUCAUACACCACAAAGACCAAGCCUCAUACACCUCAAAGACGAAACCUCAUACACCUCAAAGACCAAACCUCAUACACCUCAAAGACCAAACCUCAUACACCUCAAAGACCAAACCUCAUACACCUCAAAGACCAAACCUCAUACACGUCAAAGAACAAAUCUCAUACACCACAAAGACCAAGCCUCAUACACCUCAAAGACCAAACCUCAUACACCUCAAAGAACAAACCUCACACACCUCAAAGAACAAACCUCACACACUUAAUCACACACCUCAAAGACCAAACCUCAUACACCUCAAAGACCAAACCUCAUACACCUCAAAGAACAAACCUCACACACCUAAAAGACCAAACCUCAUACACCUCAAAGAACAAACCUCACACACCUCAAAGACCAAACCUCAUACAACUCAAAGAACAAACCUCACACACCUCAAAGAACAAAUCUCUCACACCUCAUCACACACCUCAAAGACCAAACCUCAUACACCUCAAAGACCAAACCUCAUACACCUCAAAGAACAAACCUCACACACCUCAAAGAUCAAACCUCAUACACCUCAAAGAACAAACCUCACACACCUUAAAGACCAAACCUCACACACCUCAUCACACACCUCAAAGACCAAACCUCAUACACCUCAAAGACCAAACCUCACACACCUCAAAGACCAAACCUCAUACACCUCAAAGAACAAACCUCAAACACCUCAAAGACCAAACCUCAUACACCUCAAAGACCAAACCUCAUACACCUCAAAGAACAAACCUCACACACCUCAAAGACCAAACCUCAUACACCUCAAAGAACAAACCUCACACACCUUAAAGACCAAACCUCACACACCUCAUCACACACCUCAAAGACCAAACCUCACACACCUCAAAGACCAAACCUCAUACACCUCAAAGAGCAAACCUCAAACACCUCAAAGAACAAACCUCAUACACCUCAAAGACCAAACCUCAUACACCUCAAAGAACAAACCUCACACUCCUCAAAGACCAAACUUCAAACACCUAAAAGAACAAACUUCAGACACCUUAAAGACCAAACCUCAUACACCUCAAAGAACAAACCUCACACACAUCAAAGACUAA
Messenger RNA from Biomphalaria glabrata, 2121 nucleotides. RefSeq names its product mucin-2-like. The coding region runs from base 1 to 2121 and encodes 706 amino acids. The transcript is spliced from 2 exons. The record is from RefSeq and is a predicted model, not a curated record. Lineage: Eukaryota; Metazoa; Mollusca; Gastropoda; Planorbidae.